UCUUGAUAGUACAUAAAUCCAUUCGAAGAAAAGAAAUCUAAAGUGGCUUGCCACUUAACCAGUAGAUAUAGAUAAUAAAAUUGUAGCAUAUAAAUUAUUGAAUCACCGAAAAAUUUAUCUUCAGUAUGGUACGUGGCCUUACUUCAAGCUGGGGAAUCAUGAUAAGGUUCUUCGUAUUUUUCGCUUUGAUAUCAGCAAUACUUGCACAAACGAUAGAUAAAAAUGUUUUCAAAAACUGCUCUCGAAUCGACUUUUGCACGAGACUGCGGAAUACUGAUGUGGACGAAAAAUUAAAAUAUUCGGCUGAUAUAAAAUCCUACAACUCCACCAAAGCUAACAUAAUUGUUAUUCCAUUAAAAAAUGGAAACGGUAAUAAGUUGAAUUUGGUCUUAUCUUUACUCAAAGGUAAUAAGAUAAGAGCUAAAGUUCAAGAACAUCAAAGCAAGAGAUUCGAAUUGGGAGAUAUUGUUAUCAUUGAAAAACUUAAAGCUUUACCAUUCAAAACAUCGCAUAUAGGUGAUAAAGUCAUAUCAUUUUAUCCAGAAGAUGAAUCUUAUCCAUACGAAGUUCAAGUGUUGGCUGGACCACCGUUUACUGUUCAAUUUAUAUAUAAUAAACAAGUUGUAGUAAUUUUAGACGCCGAUAAAUUAGUUAUGGAAAAUUCUGAUGCCAGUGAAGCAUUCACAUUUAAAGUCGACUUUCCAGGAUCGACAAGGCUUUAUGGUUUACUUGACCAUGCGUACAAAAUGUCUUUGGGCAAAACAAAUAAUGGUAGCGACAAUUCAAUGGAUCCUUUCCGUUUGAGGAAUUCGGAUUCAUGGGCUUACGAAGCCAAUUCACCAAUGGCGUUAUAUGGGGCUCGACCUGUCAUUUUUGGACAUUCUAAAGAAAAAACAUCUGCAAUUUUCCUUCACAAUGCUGCAGAGCAGUGGAUUGAUGUCAAUUCUGAAGAUACUGAACAACCAUCAGCAUAUUUUAUGGUAGAAAGAGCUGCUUUUGAUUUGUUCGUUCUCUUAGGACCUACACCUAAAGAUAUUGUUAGACAGUUUACCACUUUAACUGGUCGAGCACAUUUGCCACAGAUUUGGGCUUUAGGUUAUCAUCAGUGCAGAUUCUCAUAUAAAUCACAAGAUGACGUAAAAGAAGUGGUAGCACUUUUAGACAAGAAUAACUUCCCAUGGGACGCCAUCUAUCUUGACGGCGAUCAUACAGAUGGUUACAGAUGGUUCCAUUGGAACAGUACCACCUACACAGAUCCCGUGGAAAUGUUGAACAAUAUUUCUGCUACAGGAAGGGUGGCCGUCUCUAUAUCUGAUCCGCAUAUCAAAGUUGAAGAUUCAUAUGAUGUAUAUAUUGGAGCUAAAGAAAAAUACUUCACCAAAUGGAAGAAUGGCAGUAACUAUGAAGCCAAUUGUUGGCCAGACCUAUCCAGCUGGAUCGAUUUUAUGAUUCCCAAAGCUUCAGAUUAUUAUGCCAGUUGGUAUUCUUACAAAAAGUUUAAUGGCAGUACUCCAGCGCUAGCAGGAAUUUGGAACGAUAUGAAUGAACCUGCAGUUUUCGAUGACAAUACUGAGAAAACUAUGCCAUUUGAUGUACUGCAUGCAGGAAAAAUACCACAUGGCGAUAUUCACAACAUAUACGGUUUGACACAGACUAGAGCUACCCACAAAGGCCUUAUGGACAGGGACGAAGGAAAGAAACGACCGUUCAUACUGACUCGUUCUCAUUUUGCUGGCUCGCAGCGUUACGCUGCCAUGUGGACAGGGGACAAUAGCGCCUCGUGGGAACAUUUCGCUAACAGUUAUUCCGAAUGUAUGACAGCAAAUCUGAUGGGCAUGGUAUUUUGCGGAGCCGAUAUUGGAGGAUUUAUCAAAGAUCCCUCUAUGGAAUUGCUUCAAAGAUGGUAUCAGGGAGCAGUUUGGUUGCCGUUUUUCAGAGGACACUCUAGUAGAGAAUCGAAGAGGCGAGAACCAUAUUUGUUACCGAAAGAAGUUCAAACGGUCUUGAGAAAUACGCUGAGGUUGAGAUACCGACACGUUCCAGUUUUUUACACUCUAUUCUACGAACAUACUAGAACAGGAGAUCCCAUUAUUAGACCGCUAUACUAUCAGUAUCCGGAAAUUGAAGACAUGGAUACACAAGUUUUAGUAGGUACGGACAUAAUGGGAGUGGCAGUUACCCAACCAAACGUCAGCUCAGUUGAAGUUUACUUCCCUGAUAAGAAUAGCCAUUGGUAUAGAAUUGAUGAUGAUUCUGCAGCAAUUUCUGUUGGUGGAAUAAAAAAAAAAGUCGAUGUUAAUAUCACUACAUCACCAGUGUUUUAUAGAGCUGGAAGUAUAAUUUUCAGAAAAGAUAUUCCAAGGAAGUCGGCUGUAGCAGCCAUAGAUGAUCCUUUUGCAGUUUAUGUCAAUCUAGAUCAGAAUAAUGAAGCGUCUGGCAGACUUUAUGUGGACGAUUAUUACAGCUUUAACUACACUGAUAAAAACAACUAUUUAUAUGUCAGCUUCACUUACGACAACGAUUUACAUGCAUUGAGAAUGUCAACAAUUGAUGGUGAUAAUACGGGACUGAACGCACUCAUCGAACAGAUUGUAAUAAAUCGCUUAAAGGUUUCUGAUGAAGGUAUCUUCACUUCACAUCAAGUAAUCUUUGACAAAACUUACGAUGGUAUUCCUCUAUCAGGUAUAAAUAUUGGACCUUCAUUAAACGAAAACGAAGAACUUAUUAUAAAAUUAUGAAAUAGUUUUUGUAAAAUCUAAUAAAUAUUUACUAAUA
Psylliodes chrysocephalus is the source of this 2775-nucleotide messenger RNA. The record is from the annotation of a GenBank genome assembly. NCBI's taxonomy places the organism in Eukaryota, Metazoa, Arthropoda, Insecta, Coleoptera, Chrysomelidae.